AUGCGCCCAUGUAGGUGGCUCGCUGGGGAACCAUCGAGGCGGCCGGUGCGAGGCUUCUACGUGAGGCGCUUCGCCAGACGCAGCUCCGUCACGUCAGUCUGCGUGGAGGAUGAGGGUGAAUAUCUACCUGCUCGUCUUAGUGCUUGCGCUAUAAGGCCGCUGCAGAACAGAUUCAUAUUUAUUGUAAAUUUUGUUUCUUUUGCAGGAAUAAUCCAUGAAAUAGUUCAAGAAAAGACACGGGUGACUCUGCGAUGUCCUCACUCUGUGGAGGGAGACGUGACCUGGAGCAGAGAGAGGAAUGGAAACAAAACUGACAUAAUAACAGUUAAUGUAGGCAGAGAAAUAAAACACAUACCGGGCAGUCGAUACGGUUCAGAAGCUGAUAAGACACUGUUCAUUCUAAAUCCUGUAAUCUCAGACUCUGGAAGAUACUUCUGUAACAAUGAAGCAGCUGCAGAUCUGACGGUGAUCCCAUCAGGAACAACUCUAGUCCCUGCUCCAGAGAGGACCAGCAUCACUCUGACAUGUCCUCAUGAUGUCGGAGCAUCACAUGUUCCAACAUGGACCAGAGACUCUGGUGGAAUACCACUAAGAAGGUUUGAUGUUUCCCCUGUUGACCAGACGUUGACUAUAACAGACGUGCAGCCUGGUGACUCCGGACUUUACUACUGUGAUGGAAAACCAGCUGUUUAUCUGAAUGUAAUCAAAGGAAGUGAAGAAAGAGGCCCCGUCUAUGACGAGAUACAGGAGGGAUUUGUGCUUCAGCCGACUAAUGGAAGUGAAGAAAGAGGCCCCGUCUAUGAUGAGAUACAGAAUGGAUUUGUGCGUCAGCCGACUAAUGUGACAUCGCUUCCUAAUGAGUCCCCAUAUUCCUUGAUUGGCAACAAUUAUAAUAAUAAAGGUUUGUCACAGCAAAUUGACAACACGUAUUGUUUACUGAAGAAACCCAAAGCGACAGCAAACAACCAGAACCAAUAACUCUGCUCCGUCGCUGCAGCCGGGGAAUGACUGUAACAGUUCUGUAGCAACACUUUCUACCUAUUUAUAGUAUAGUUGUGACAUCACAAUGGACGGCUCGUUUGAAGGCACAGUUUCUGAAUACUGGCUGUGUGCAUUUCUCUGUGGAUUGAACAUUUUUCACAGUAGUCCAUAUAUCAACAACGAUUCAUUUACGGGAAUGCCCCGAUGCCGCUGGAAAUUUCCUCCGGAUGUCACUCUUUUUGGCCGGAUGUCCGUCACUUUCCUCUUUCUUUGUGUUGGCGUUCUAACCUCCGGUGGA
Molecule: messenger RNA, 1279 nt
Organism: Perca fluviatilis (European perch)
Lineage: Eukaryota; Metazoa; Chordata; Actinopteri; Perciformes; Percidae
Exons: 8
Coding region: 1-978 (325 amino acids)
Source: RefSeq, a predicted model, not a curated record